AAUAUCUUCUCUGUAUGUGCUUGUAAUUGCAUAAUACAUAUAUAUUCACACCAGUACACCACCCCCACCCAUGGGAACAGCCAUUGAAAGCCUCUGGGUCUCUGCUCUUCUAGCUUCCAAAUGCAAAUCCUUCGCCUCAAUAAACUCCAUAUAUCUUGUGCUUUUCUUUGUUCUAGCUUGGCUGGUGAUCAGCUUGUUUUACUGGGCACACCCAGGUGGUCCAGCUUGGGGCAAGCAUAGGUUCAGAACAACAUCACUUUCAGCUUCCUCUGGUAAGCAAAUACCAGGUCCAAGAGGUGUCCCUUUUAUAGGAAGCAUGAACCUCAUGGCUGGUCUAGCACACCACAAAAUUUCAGCCAUGGCUGAAGCUUGCAAAGCUAAGCGUCUCAUGGCCUUCAGCGUUGGUGAAACCAGAGUUAUUGUUACGUGCAAUCCAGACGUAGCAAAAGAUAUUCUAAACAGUUCGGUGUUUGCGGAUCGUCCCGUGAAAGAGUCGGCCUACACUCUCAUGUUCAACAGAGCUAUUGGGUUCGCUCCUUAUGGUGUUUACUGGAGAACCCUGCGGAGAAUCGCAGCCACACAUCUCUUCUGUCCAAAGCAAAUCAAAGCAUCAGAGGCCCAGAGGUUCGAAAUUGCACACCACAUGGUGGCCAUGUUUGGUGAACAGAGAGGAGUCAUUCGAGUUCGUGAUGCACUGAAACGAGCUUCACUCAACAGUAUGAUGUGCUCUGUAUUUGGACGCAAAUACCUACUUGAAUCCUACUACAACGCUGAAACGGACGAGCUAACGAAGCUAGUUGAUGAAGGGUACGAGCUUUUGGGAACUUUCAACUGGUCCGACCACCUUCCCUGGCUAGCUGAUUUUGACCCACAAAAAACCCGGUUCAGGUGCUUCAAACUUGUCCCCAGAGUGAACCAGUUUGUGAGCAAGAUUAUCGCCGAGCACCGAGCUCAGACUGGCGAGCAACACCACGAUUUCGUUGAUGUUUUGCUCUCUCUUCAAGGAAAUGAUAAACUUUCGGACUCCGACAUGAUCGCCGUGCUUUGGGAAAUGAUAUUUAGAGGAACUGAUACAGUAGCGAUUUUGAUAGAAUGGAUACUAGCCAGGAUGGUGCUUCAUCCUGAUGUUCAAUCAAUGGUCCAUGAUGAGUUGGACAGAGUCAUCGGAAGCUCUCGUGCAGUAACAGAGUCUGACAUCACAGAUAUGGAAUAUCUACCGGCUGUGGUGAAGGAAGUAUUAAGGCUACAUCCACCGGGUCCACUUCUCUCGUGGUCCCGAUUGGCAAUUUUUGACACUACGAUUGAUGGGUAUCACGUACCGAUGGGGACCACAGCCAUGGUGAACAUGUGGGCCAUUACAAGGGAUCCACAGGUGUGGAUGGACCCACUUGGAUUUAAGCCCGAGAGGUUCCUGAAUGGGACCGAUCAGGGUGGGGAGUUGUCAGUCUUGGGCUCCGACCUGAGGCUCGCACCUUUUGGGUCAGGGAGGCGAAGCUGCCCGGGUAAGACCUUGGGCUUGACCACUGUAACCUUUUGGGUGGCGUCCCUGUUGCAGGAGUUCAAGUGGGUUCCCGCAGAGCAGAAGAAUACAGUGGACCUCUCGGAAGUGCUGAGGCUCUCCUGCGAGAUGGCUAACCCUCUCACAGUGAGGGUUCAACCAAGGCGUAAGUCAAGUUCAUUGUGUUAGAAUGUGAUGGGAAUUCGUACAAGAAAUAUGGAGGCGGCAGGAAAAUGGGGGAAUGAAGUCUUAACUUGUCUAUAAAUAUCUUGGCCGUCUUUGCUCGCUGUUAUGUUUGGUUGUCAACUUUGUUUUUUUUUUUCCUUCUGUUGACCUUUUGGAGGUUCAGUGUCGAUGUUCCUUAAUUUAUUUGACUAUGAUGUAUAAACAGUGUGAAAUUAAAGACAAGUUUCAGCCAGAAAUCUCUC
Molecule: messenger RNA, 1926 nt
Organism: Ilex paraguariensis (yerba mate)
Lineage: Eukaryota; Viridiplantae; Streptophyta; Magnoliopsida; Aquifoliales; Aquifoliaceae
Source: the annotation of a GenBank genome assembly